Messenger RNA from Myxocyprinus asiaticus (Chinese sucker), 9561 nucleotides. Its product is annotated as chondroitin sulfate proteoglycan 4-like. NCBI's taxonomy places the organism in Eukaryota, Metazoa, Chordata, Actinopteri, Cypriniformes, Catostomidae. The transcript is spliced from 10 exons. The coding region runs from base 32 to 6943 and encodes 2303 amino acids. The record is from RefSeq and is a predicted model, not a curated record.
GAAACUCUGAGACUCGGACUAAAGUGGCAAGAUGAGAGCAUUUUGCCCGCUUCCAUUUGCCCUCCCACCCCUGCUGGCACUACUAUACCUGCUCCAGACCACCCAUGGAGACUCCUAUUUUGGGGACAGCUACUGUCGGAUAGAUGCCGUUCAGGACCUGUCAAGUUUUCAAGUGUCGCUCCAGUUUAAAACCAGCAGACGAAGCGGUCUGCUCCUAUUGGCUGCAGGACACAGAGAUUACCUCUCACUGGAGCUCUACAAUGGCAGAUUACAGGCAAGGAUUGACAUGGGGUCUGGAGAGAAGGUUCUGUCCUCCUCGAUGGGUCUGCAGCUCAGUAACCUUCUGGACCAUUAUGUGUCUCUCACUCUGACAGACUCCAAGUUCAUUAUGGUUGUGGACAGCUUGUACACAACCUUCAUCCCAAUGGAGGGAUUGGAUGAAGACCUGAACAUCGACCAGGGCGUGUUCCUUGGAGGCGUGAGGGACCUGGAUGUGGAGUAUUUGAGCACGGCCAUACCCUUUCUGCGAGGCUGCAUGAGCAAUGUUAAAUUUGAGUCUCAUAAUUUUGAUAUUCUGGCUUCAGAGGAUAAAAUCUGCUUUGACACAAAGGAGACCUGUAGCAGCGAGUUUGAGGCUGGGGAUGGAGAAACGAUCAGCUUCAUCAGCCCUGAAUCAUUCAUCUCUUUUCCUACGUGGACAAGAACCAGCUCUGGUUCUCGCAACCUGGAGAUUCUGAUGAAGACGACUAUUGAAGAUGCUCUGCUGUUCUUCCACCCUGGACACCAGGCAGACUUCAUAGCAUUAGGAAUGGUGGGGGGGUACCUGAAAGGUGUAAUCGAUCUGGGCAGUGGGAUGUAUGUGCUGGACAACGUGGAAGUCAAAGUGGAUGAUGAUCAAUGGCACAGAGUCAAAGUUCAGAUUAACCCCAAUGAGUUCCAGAUAAAUAUGGACAGUCAGCUUGUUUCUCUCCCUCUAAAUGUGUCAGAGACGUUGGAUCUGGUGGGAAAUUUGUACCUGGGAGGCAUUCAACGGAAGAUGAAGGAUGUGUUUCAAGAUAAUUAUUUGACUCGGGUGGAAGAGGAGGUCACAGUUGAGUCCUUUAUUGGAUGUUUAGGAGAAAUCAAGGUGAAUCAGAAAGACAGAAGCCUGCAGGACGCUCUGAUAACUAAAGACAUUCAUGUGAAAUGUGAAGGCGAUUAUGAUUACUCCACUUAUGAUGAUCUUGAGACAACAACAGCACCUCCAGUAAGAAUAACAUACAUUGAUGUUAAUCCUGAUGAAAGACACUGUCUACCUACAGAGGAAAUGCCAGAGAUGUUCCGCAAUAUUUCCAAGCUUCUGGAAAUUACUCCUCUACUGGUUCCUGAGGGAGGGGAGUCCUUUAUUGACAUUGUAAACCUUAACCCAACAUUCAACCUAAACGCUGCAGGCGUUCAACAAUCUCAGAUCAUCUUUACUGUACUCAACAACCCCUGGUAUGGGCUGCUCGAUAUGAACAUCAACACAAGACGUACAAAGAAGUUUACCUUUCUGGAUGUUGUCAACAAGAAAAUCAAGUAUCUACAUGACGGCAAUGAAAAGUAUGGUGAUCAGAUUCAACUGGAGGUGACAGCACAUGGAACGAGUCUCCCGGAGUGCUUGAGUGUUGCACGGCAAUACGUGCUACCGGUAGAGAUCAUCCCUGUCAACGAUAUCCCUCAACUCAGUAUGGGCGACAUCUUGGUCACAGCUAAUGGCCGUACACGAUUGAGUCCAAAUCUGAUCAAAAUCUCUGACUCGGAUAAUCGGUGUGAUGAACUCAUGGUCACAGUUAUGUCAGACCCAACUCCUGUUGGAUAUCUGGAGAAUGCUAAGCAGCCAGGAAUUAGUCUGAGAGAGUUCACCUGCCGACAACUGAAAGAAGGAAAUAUCUACUAUGUCCACAGAGGUGGGGCCGUGACUGUACUUAGCCUGCAAGUGUCAGGUGGAGAUUUGAUUAGCCAUUCAACCACAUUUAAGCUAAUAAUCACCCAGCCACAGAUGAAUCUACUGACCAAUACUGGCCUCUUGCUCACUCAGGACAGCAGUGCCUUAAUUGGAAUACAAAAUCUGGCCAUUUCUGCAACUCCAAAAACUGGAGACAUUGUGUACAAUGUCACUCAGCCACUAAGAUUAGGAGAACUGCAGUUGAUCUCAGACGAUGGGGUGCCAAAAAGAGUGAUGCUAUUUCAUCAGUCUGAUCUUGAGCAGAACCGACUAAAAUACAUUCCUGAACUCACAACGGAGCUUGAGAGCACACAGACAGAGUAUAUUCAUUUCAACGCACAGCUCGGACAGGUCACUCUCCCAGACAACACUUUUAUCAUAAAGAUCAUGCCCACUAUUGUAAGAAUGGCUAAAAUUGUUCCUCUCCAAGUUGAAGAUGGCCAGCCAAAGGUCAUUAUGCCAGAAGAACUAGAAGCUGUUGUGAGGGGAAGUACCACUGAUUCAAGAUCAAUCAGGUAUACCGUUCUGAGACGCCCAGCCCUGGGAAACUUGAUGUUGCUUCACAAAGAGCUGUCAGAGGGUGAUACUUUCACCCAGGAAGACAUCUUUAAUGGUCACAUCAGUUACAGCCCUAGUGUUCACAGAUCUGUUGAUGUCGAGGAUCAGUUCCAGUUCAAAGUAUUCGCAGAGGAUCAAUAUUCCAGAGCAUACACCUAUCCAAUUACAAUCCAGGCUGAUUCCGAUGCCCCUGUACUAACCAAUGAAAGGCUUGUGGUGUUGGAAGGGCAUGAGAACAUCCUAAACAAGGAAUAUCUCUGGGUUCAAACCUCCACCUCGACAGACUUUGUCUACAGGAUAUCACAAGAUCCCAAACAUGGUCGUAUCAUCAGAGACUCUCCACCGGGUGAGCAAAGGUUCGAGGGUGCAAUUAGAGUCUUCAGCAAUGAGGAUCUACUUUUGAACAGGCUGGUCUACAAACAUGAUGGAUCAGAGACCAGCUAUGACCAGUUCACCUUCCUUGCGUUUGACGGUGGGCAGGAUGAAGGUCAGGAGUUGCUUAGAGGGGUGUUUAACAUUGCAAUACAAUCCAGGAAUGACUAUGUUCCUAAAAGGGUAAUCGACAAACCUUUUAAUGUGCUCAGAAAUGGCCAGCGUUUGUUGACUACUGAUGACAUUCUGUUCAAGGAUGAUGACUCUGAUUUUAAUGACACCCAACUGGUGUAUGUAAGAGUCGGAAUUCUUUCAGGAAACAUUGUCUCUUCUGAAGACCCAAUGCAACCUCUUUAUCGCUUCACCCAGGCCGACCUGAGAGACAAGAAGGUUUUGUUCGUCCACCAUGGGGCCGACCGUGAGCGAUUCCAACUUCAAGUAUCUGAUGGUUUACACAAGACCACAGCUGUGCUUCAGGUUCAAGCAGGAGACCCUUAUCUACGUAUAGUCAACAAUACCAUGGUGGUCAUGGAUCAUGGCAGCACCAAGACACUCAACACCAGUCUGUUGAGUGCAGAGUCCAACAUGGACAUCAGAAGUCCAGCUGAGAUAAUUUAUGAUGUGACUUCUACUCCCAAUAAUGGUAGGAUUAUAGUUAGUGGAAUUGAGUCUUUGAGGUUCACCCAAGAAGAUUUGAUGAAAGGUGUGGUCUCCUAUGAGCACAGUAACCAGAGCCUUCACUCUAAAGAUUAUUUUACCUUCGCUGUGCAAGCUAAGGGUCAGUCCGUCGAGGGCACUUUCAGGAUAAAAAUAUUCAAGAAAGGUUACCUGUCAGAACCCGUGGUUGUGUUUAACCAGUUGACCAUUGCUUAUGAUGGAGAGCACUCUGUUAUUGACCAAGACCACUUGAAGGUGGAACAGAGCGACAUCCUUCCCAAAGAUAUGGUGUACUCCAUUCAAGAGUUCCCACGUUUGGGUCACGUCGUCAAACUCAGCGACGACUCCGACAGCACGGUGUCACCUGUCCUGGACUAUAUUCAAUCCUUUACGCAGGAAGACAUAAACAUGGCCAGAAUUCUGUACGUCUCCGCAUCCCUUCAGGGCCGGGACCACUUCACCGUUGACGUCAGUAACGGCUUCACCGCUGUAGAAGGUCUGGAGGUGCAGGUGGACAUCGUUCCACGCAUCAUACCUGUCCAGGUGCUCAACCUCACAGUCAGGGAGGGCGGAUCCGUGGCAUUGACCCAGGAGAUUCUGAAUAUCACACACCCUUUCUACAGGUCUGUUAACAUUGCGUUUAUGAUGGAGGAGGCACCUCAGCAUGGAGACAUCAGAUAUGUGGAGGAAGAGGAAGGACUUGUCAUCUUCAGUUGGGAGGAAGUACAACAGGGACAGGUGUACUAUUUCCAUGACAGCAGCGAGACCACAGAAGACAGUUUCACUCUCACGGCGUCUGCUUUUGACAUCACCCGCCGGAGUCCAUCCUUGACCAUCGGCAUCACCGUUCUUCCCGUGAACGACGAACCUCCUAGAAUCCAGCGUAACACUGGACUGGAGCUUCUAGUUGGUGAGGAGUCUGAAAUCACAGCCAGUAUGCUGAGCAGUGACGAUCUUGACACCCCUCCGGAAGAGUUAGUUUAUUCCAUCGAGACGCCGUCCAAUGGGAUCGUUGCCUUUAAAGUGUCGCCGGAUGACAGUGUGGACAGUUUCACUCAGGCUCAGAUUAAUAAUGGAGAAGUUUUGUUUAUUCAUCAGGGUUCAGAGUCUGGUGGCUUCAGCUUCACUGUGACUGAUGGAGAACAUACCUCACCUCUCCACAACUUCGUUGUCACGGCGAGACAGCUCACCAUCUCCAUGGAAACACAGGGAGAACUCAUGGUCUUCCCAGGCACUAAGCAGGUGAUUAGUAAAGAGAUUUUGCGAGCUAUAAUGAGUGAAGACGGUGAUGAAAUCACGUACACUCUGGUGAAACCUCCUCGCUUGGGACGAGUAAUCAGGCCAAACCAGCGUGGACAGUUCGAGGAGAUCACCCGAUUCACACAGACUGAACUGGAUGCUGGUGCUGUGUAUUAUGAGCAUCAGAUGCCAUCAGAACCCUUCUGGGUCCUGAAAGAUUCUGUCGAACUGGCACUCUCAUCGCCCCCGGCAACAGAGCUGCAUUACACCCUGCCAGUCUCUGUGUCAUACUACGCAGCCAAUCGAAAUGUGUCAUCUCAGCUCUGGAAGAACAAAGGUGCAUCAGUGGUGCAGGGUCAGUCUAAAGUGAUUGACAACUCUGUUCUGGAUGGCUCCAAUCUGUUGGCCAGUCUGCCUGAGCAGAAGCGAGCAGGACAGGAUAUUGUGUACGAGAUGCGACAGUUCCCCGUUCACGGUCGACUCAAGCUCAGAGGGUCCGAUUUGCCCCGCGACGUUCCCUAUUUCCUGCAAGACGAUGUUACACGUGGCGAUCUGGAGUACUACCACGAUGACUCCGGCGAAUCUUCGGAUAGCUUCUCUUUCCGUGUCCGUUUGAACCCAAGUGGCCACACCCUGCAGGCCCAGCCUGGUGCCUUAGUGCUGGAGGAAAUCUUCCUAAUCUCCAUCAGACAGCGAGACUCGAACCCGCCAGAACUUGCAAACUUAGACCAACUCUUGGAAGCACUGCAAGGUUCCACGACCAUCAUCUCCAAAAACUACCUCAACACGGUCGACCAGGACAGCACACCCGACGAGGUCCGAUUCACCAUCUCCAAGGGCCCCUCUAAUGGAUAUCUCAUCUACACAGACACCGGAGACAAGAUCAGGCAGUUUAGCCAAGAAGACGUCAAUGUAGGGCGAGUCGCGUUCGUCAGCGAUGGAAGUCUUUCCGACGGGUUCAUAGAAUUUACAGUGUCCGAUGGAAAAUAUCAAACCAAUCCUUAUGUGUUGCAUAUUGGAAUCCUGGCCAAGUCUCUAAUACUCAACAAAGCUCCAGAAAUCCACGUAAAACAAGGAGACGACGAGACGCUGAUCACCGAGGACAUGCUUAGCACCUCCACCGGGGGGCCCGUCGAGGAGGAGGUGCUCUAUAAGAUCACCAAUGUUCCAAAAUAUGCCGCAGUAAUGGUGGACCGACAGCCCACCUCGGCUUUCACGCAGAAGCAGAUAAAACAAGGAAGAGUUAGUGUCCGUUUCAUCAAGUCCACCUCGCCGAGGGAUAGCGUGGCUUUUGUAGCCCGAAGCCAAGCAGCGAAUAUUUCCUCUGUCCUCAACAUUACCGUAAAACCUCUGGCUAAGGUGGCGCAGAAUCCCCUGUUCCCAAGAGGUGCUACCAUUCUGGUGGACAAGAGGUUGCUGGAUGCUAGCGCUUUAGCCAACAAGACCAGAAGUUCUCCAACCUUCAGCAUGAUCCAGCAGCCACAAGGAGCUCGGUUUGUCAAGAGGGGUGGACCAGUAGAUGGCCAACCCGUAAGCUCCUUUACCCAACGAGACCUGGAUGAAGGAAGAGUAGCUUUGGAGAUCCUUAACACAACUGGGGGUCAGAACAUUGGAGGACAGGUUCAAGAUGAAGCCCGGUUCCUCUUGAAGGCUCAUGGUGUACCUCCUGCCGAAUGUGUCUUGCUGUUUAAGACGGCUCCUUACGAUCCUUCUGGAGUUUAUGGUGGGACUUUACUCGAAGUGCCACCAACAGUGUCAAGUUCCGAUAACAGUCACGCAGGUCAACCUGAACCUAGGUGGAGAGGAGAUGGUGACACGCCCUCUAUUGGCACAACAGCAACGCCUGUGGUGUCUAGACGGAAUACGCUGUGGGCAAUCCUUAUUCCAAUCCUUGUUAUUCUCCUUCUCAUGCUCGCCGCUGCUCUGCUGGCCUACUACCUGGUCCGUCGCAACAAAACCGGGAAGCACAAUGUCCAGACUAUGGCAGCGAAGCCGAAGAACGGAGAAGUCAGUCAGGAGACAUUCAGGAAAACCGAUCCUGCGAACAACAUCCCCAUGUCCAACAUGGACUCCAAAGGGGCGGAUCCUGAGUUAAUACAGCACUGUCGGACAACAAACCCGGCACUGAAAAAAAAACAGUAUUGGGUUUGAGAUGCAGAGGCAACCGGACACAGUUUAGGGUUUUGUUAAGUGUGUUUUUAUGGUCCUGAUUAGUCAUUUUUGGGCUUCCUUGAAUCAUUCCAGUCAGUGUUAUACAGUUUUCUUGCCAUAUUGAAGCUUAUAGAUAAAAGUUCAGCACAUAUCUGAUUAUAAGUUUACUUAGCUGUUAAAACCAGAACUGUGUGCUGAUUUGCUAAUUGUCACAUGGUAAUAUCUCUAGAAAAAAAAGUAAACUUAAUUAACCAACUUUUAUGAUAUUUUCUGGACAAAAACAUAACAUAAUAUGUUUGAAUGAUCCUAUGUAUGUAUGGUUUGUCAGUAACUGAUUUAAGGUCUCAGUGUUAUUUACAUUUAUGCUUUGUGUUUGUAUGGCUUUUAAACACAGACCAAUAAUUAUGUUCAUUUUCCUCAACAGUCUGUUUUCUAGGGGACAGAUGUGAUUGAUCGAUUGGACUAUUUUGUGCCUCUGUCAUCACUUUUUAAUGUUUAAAGGAAUGUUUCAGGUUUAAUACAAAUUAAACUCUCAUCGACUUGCUGUAGUUUACCACUGAAAAUUAUUUUGAGUCAUCUUUCCAUACAAUAAUGCAAUAACAAUGCACACAUACAAUGCACAAACAAUAUUACAAGACAUUUUACGAGAAUGAACGUUUCAACACACUGUUUCGAAGUAUAGUCACAAGUAUUAAAUAUUAUACAUGUCAACAUGAGACUAAUGUGACUGAAUCGCUUUCCAACCUUUGUGCAAAAUUAUAUACAACUCGUCAUGACCAUGUUAAGCCGGCAAGCACAUGAACUUUCUCGCGAUAGGCACAAGGAUAUCAAAUUCAUCCGCCUAGAACAGUCGUCCCACCACUACAAAGGCUAUUUAUACAGCUUUAUGGCUCGAAUAACACAAUUUUGUACAGUAGAAUUCAUAUAAGCACUGAAACAAAACUACAAAUGGCACGUUUCGGGUUUUAAACUCUCCGGAAUGGCUUGCCCCAUAGACUUCCAUUGGAAGUGCAUAAGUGUAAACACAUUUAGAUUUAUAUAUAUAUAUAUAUAUAUAUAUAUAUAUAUAUAUAUAUAUAUAUAUAUAUAUAUAAAAUAGUUACAGUUAUAUUCUGUGGUAAUUAACUGCAUUCCACAGAUGCUUUCAAUAGAGCUGAAGUAACUAAACCUGGAACAUUGCUUUAAAAAUCUUCAUUUUUUCGAUUACGGUGCUAGUGCCACUUUUUAAUCAUAAAGUGCCUUUUCAAGGAGAGUUAUUUCAAGUAUCAUACUCAUUUUCGACACAAACUCCAAUGUUGAAAAGUCUGAGAGUGUAAAUGAGGAUUCAUAUUUUCUAAUUAUCAUAUCAGUAUGUUGUGUGAAAGGAAAACAAACUUUCUUUACUGAAUGCUUUAGGUUAUCUUUCUAUAAACCGUUCUUUUUCCACUCUAUUGUAUUUGUUUUGUCUGUAAAUGCUUUCAUCCACUGCACUGAUUACAGGCACUGAAGAACUGUUAAAUAUCCUCCGCCAGAACUGAAGCCACACACAGGAAGUGACUCAGCAGUCGCGGUACUGAUUGGCUGCAGGAAUUUUUUUUUUUUCUCAGGCUGUGGCAUCUAUUUUCCAGAGCUGUUAUUUGGUCUGCUUUGAGCUCGGUUUACAACCAGGCAACUUUUGUUUUAGAAUUAAUUACAGAAAAAUAUGUCAGUUGCAGAGGGUGCAAGUAUGUUUGAGCAUACACGUUUUGUAAAAUAAAGUCGAGAGUUUUCAGAAAUCUCUGCCUAUCCUGAGAGAAAAUAUUUCACAGGCUGACUCGUCUAAUUAGUUGUUUUAGUAGGUUGUUUGGCUGUUUCAUUAACAAUAGUGAAGUUCCUGAUUAUCACAGACCAAUUCCUUAUGAUCAUUCCAGUUUUAGUAACAGAGAGACACAGACUUUUCCCAAUGUACUGCAUAUGGAAUCAAUAUCACUGUUAAAUCUUAUAUUUAUCCCUAUUCUAAGCUAGUAUUAAUUGCAUAUCCUGGGGUUAUAAUAGCCCAUCUGAGACCUCUCAGGGCGUUUGUAUAUGUGUUUCUGCAGAGCAGAAUGAGAUCACAUAACUCAGGACAUCGAUGGUGUUUGUUCUCUGGGUAUUUAUGGGAAUAUGUCAAUUUAAAGGGAUAAAUCAUUUACUCUUGUAUACGAGUCGUGUCAUUACAAACCCAUAUGCAAUGAAAGAUGCAAUGAAAGUGAAUGGUCACUGAGACUGUCAGUAUCUAACAUUUUGCCUAGCAUCUCCUUUUUGUGUUUCACAGCAGAAAAAAUAUGAUGGUGAGUAAAUGAUGACAGAAUUUUAUAUUUGGGGCGAAUUAUCCCUUUAAACCCUAAACUCUGUAAAACCCCACAACUCUCUUCUUUGUAUUUUUGGAUUCUGUUUUCUUUUAAAUAUUAUUUCAAAUCAAAUAUCCUGACAUAAAAUUCACAAAGCACUUUUCUCCAGCUCUAUAAGAUUUCAUUUUGUGGGUGAAACUUUUCCAGUGUUAUAAUUUAUUUUUAGCAGCUAUAUUCAGUUUAGUUUUGUGCUUUAUUAAGUAUGUGUCCCAGUAGAAUAAAAUGUCAUGAGGUCCCAAAAAUAAAAAUAUAUUAAAAAAUAAAAUAAAU